Tetranychus urticae (two-spotted spider mite) is the source of this 2555-nucleotide messenger RNA. It is a transcript of the gene numb, whose product is annotated as NUMB endocytic adaptor protein. Gene Ontology annotation, cellular component: cytoplasm. The record is from RefSeq and is a predicted model, not a curated record. Lineage: Eukaryota; Metazoa; Arthropoda; Arachnida; Trombidiformes; Tetranychidae.
UCAUAUUCCUUAAUUCCCUUUCUUUCCUGUUUCUCUCAUAGUGACAUACUCACUCUCAUCUCUCUGCAAGUCGCUCCCAAAUCAUCAUCAUCAUCACCAUCAUCAUUCUCUUGCAAGUUGAGAAUACCAAAGUUAUUUUGUUUGACCAGCUAUUUUUUGUAUGUUUUAUACUCUUUUAACGUUUUCAGUUUUUAUUUUUAACAACUCAACUUUCAUUGUUCCGUAUUAAUUAUCCUCAUCGUUGAGAAUCAUUUUAUCCUGUUAAUAUUUAUUCAAGUUAAUGAUAAUAAGACACCAUGACAUCAUUUUUAUUAUGUGCUUCAAUCUUCCACUUGUAAACUUGCUUGUUGGUAACUAGGAACAAAAUUUAACUUGUUGAGUGUUGUGUUGAAUUACUCAAAGUUGCUGGUUUGUGUGCCUGUACUCGGUAAUUUAUUUGGAAUUGAUCAACUUUCAAUCAUCAAUCAAUUUUGGAACUUAUUACAAUGAAAUUAUUAACACCCAAACAGCCAACCGUAGAUUCAGAUAGGGAGAGAUCAAGGAAUAGCCAAGAACGAGCAUAAAAUCCAAUUAACCUCAUCAACUUCAAUGACAAAUGAACACUUGUACAAGCCAUUUCAAGUUAGAUAAUACACUAAGAUCUUUGGUUAUAUCGAAUUAAUGGUUAAACUCAGCCUGGAAUGGUUUUAACCUUUUCCUUUCUCAUCGUUAUCUUUUUUUAAUGUUGACUCAACACCAUGAUUUUAUCGAUAUCCAAGUUGAAAUGCUUUGAUUUGUUGAUAAAAGCUUUUGAAAGUUUCACCCAAAAGAAAUAGAUUGAGGAACAGAGGAAAAGCAAAAUUGAAGAAACUUGAAGACCAAAAAUCUUUUUCCUUGAUUAUCUCUUAAUCAUCUCAACUCUGUGAUAUAUUAAAUCUGCCAUCUUUAAUUGUGUUUAACUCAUCUUAAUAUCACCUUCACCACCACCAAUACUAUCACCAUAAAUUUUCAUCACCAUUUCCUUUCUGCAUAAUCAUCCUAAUAACCAGAAUGGGAAACAAACCAGGAGCUCAACCAAUACCAUUCAGCAAUGAAGGUGCAGUCAACGACUCUCUUGCAAGACCACCGGCUUUAAACUUUAAUCGUCCAGUGAUGGACAGAUUGAGGAAAAGUUUUCGCGGAAGUUUCCGGAAGAAAAAAGACCAUAUUACGGAGAGCAGCAAACCUCAUCAAUGGCAAGCUGAUGAACAAGCAGUUCGCAAUGGAACAUGUUCAUUCCCUGUUAAAUAUUUGGGUUGUGUCGAGGUUUUUGAUUCCAGGGGAAUGCAUAUAUGUGAAGAGGCAUUGAAGCUCUUGAGGGCCUCACGACGUCGACCGAUCAAGGGUACACUUUUUGUGACUGGUGAUGGUUUAAGGGUUGUGGACGAAGAAACCAAAGGACUUCUUGUUGAUCAAACAAUUGAGAAAGUAUCGUUCUGUGCCCCUGACCGAAAUCACGAAAAAGGAUUUUCUUAUAUUUGUCGUGAUGGUACAACUCGUCGGUGGAUGUGCCAUGGUUUCCACGCACGUAAAGAUUCUGGAGAUCGGUUAAGCCAUGCAGUUGGGUGUGCCUUUGCGGUUUGUCUAGAAAGAAAGCAAAAACGAGACAAAGAGCUUGUUUCUAUGAACUUUGACUCUAAAACGUCUACCUUCACUAGAACUGGAUCAUUUAGACAAGUACCACUCACUGAAAGACUUACAGAUAUUCAAAGCGUAAAACCUUCAGAGCCACCCCCUUUAAAACCGGUUCACAACCCUUAUGCUAUUGAAAGACCACAUGCAACUCCUCAACUUUUACAAAGACAAGGAUCCUACCGUGGCCUCGGAGGAUUAAGCCAAACAUCUCCAUUUAAAAGACAAUUAUCUUUGCGACUUAACGAUCUUCCAUCUAAUUUAGAACGAACAAGAUCUCAUUCAUUGGAAUCAUCAUCUGACAAUUUCUCACCAUUAUCCCGCACAAAUGGCAAUUUAACUGUUGCACCGAUUCCAGAAGCUUCACCGGCCUCAGAGAACAAAGCUGAUGAUAUCAGUGCAAUGUGUAAAGAAUUAUCACAAGGAUUGACUCUUUUAAGCAAUAAUGAUGAUCCCUUACACUCACCCACAAGUCUCUUCCAAGAUUUCAAGUCAUUCAACAAAGAUGAAAAUUCUGUUGGGAUUUCGAGUCAUUCUCUUGUAAAUGAUCCAUUUUCAACUUCAACAAGUUUGUCAAAUAGCUCAACAGCCCACUCUACUCCGCCUCCAUUUAACUUGUCUUCUUCUAUUGAUGAGAAAAAUAUUUUCACCUCAAACAUUCCUGCCUCCUUCCCGCCAGCUCCAAAAAACAUGAAAUUUUCAUUGGGCAGCGAUUUUCAAGUUGCACCAAAGAUUGCACAAAGAGCCAUUCAGACAAACCCAUUCAUUCCAAGUUCAGAUGUCAAAUGAACAAUUGUUUUAACUAACAAAAUGUUAAUAUAGUUAUGAUUUUUUAUCCUCUCCGAUUUAAUUGAACACUUUAAUGCACAAAAUUUAAUUGAAUUAAAUUAAUUCUUGAUUCUUAA